Messenger RNA from Aspergillus caelatus, 2983 nucleotides. It is a transcript of the gene triA, whose product is annotated as putative mRNA capping nucleoside-triphosphatase. The record is from RefSeq and is a predicted model, not a curated record. Gene Ontology annotation, molecular function: polynucleotide 5'-phosphatase activity. NCBI's taxonomy places the organism in Eukaryota, Fungi, Ascomycota, Eurotiomycetes, Eurotiales, Aspergillaceae. Gene Ontology annotation, cellular component: mRNA capping enzyme complex. Gene Ontology annotation, biological process: 7-methylguanosine mRNA capping; polynucleotide 5' dephosphorylation. The coding region runs from base 134 to 2401 and encodes 755 amino acids. The transcript is spliced from 3 exons.
CUCCCGAAGCUCCAUCAAGCUACGUAAGUUAGUUUUAACGAAGAAUACUUCUUCCUCCUCCUCCUCCUCCUCCUCCUCCUCCACCACCACCCAAGAUCGCGAUCGACUCGACCAACAAAAUUCCUUCGCCGUCAUGGAUUUGCGCACGAUUAUGAACAACGAUGCCUCGGCAACGUCGGACGCUCCAUCGACUGCUCCUCUCCAGUCUCCGUCGCAAGUGUCGCGUAAGCCUUCGGAUCCCAUGUAUGCUCCCCGCGACCAACAACGGACCUCCUCCUAUCCAUCUGCCUAUUCGAGUCAUCCCCCUCAGCCUCCACCCCUACAACGUCCUCAUGCCUCCCCAGAACGUUCUUCCUCCUAUGGAUCGCUCCAAUCGCCCUAUCAAUACCAUCCUCCCUCCGCACAGAGUGCAGGCGCACAAUCUCAGCGCGGCCCGAGUCCUCCCCCCUAUGGUUCCUCCGCCUCGCGUGACUCGUUCUCUUCUACCUAUGGCCAUCCCCAACAGCAACACCAACAGCAGCAGCAGUCGCCAUUCGCACAGCAGCGUUCGCAAUCCAUCCAGUCUGUUCUGACCCCCUCAUCCACCUCCACCUACUCAUUCCAUCCCAGGGAAAGCCCGCCAGCGGUUGCUUCACAGCCUUACCCGUCGCAGCAAUUCUCCCCUCCAGCCCAAGGAUCGGUACCAAAUACUCCGCGAGGCUCUGUUGCUGCAUCUCACACCCGUCAAACGCCCCCAUCUGCGCGCCCCCAAUCCUCCGGUCAUGAAUCCUUAUCAAAUCGUGCCUCAAGCCCGUGGGUUGGUCCGGAUGCUCAGGUUCAUAUGUCGCCAACAGCGAUGUCUCGUGUCUCGCGACAGGAUUCAAGACCGCUAGAACAAACCCCGCGGCAAAAUUCUUCGGCGACUGACAGAAGGGACUCGGAUGAGAGUGUUAGUCCGAAAACCGCUUUUCCUUCUGGGUCUCGGCAAGGGAGCACGGCCGGAUACACCGACCUAGCGUCCUCUUCUCAACCGAAGCCCACCGAAAAUGGUAUCUCCUUGAAGGAGAACCCGCUCAACCUCCAAACCUCCCAGCCUGCCCCAGCAGUCUCAAACUUUGACAGCUCACCGCCCGCGCGAAAGUCUCUGACAGACGAUACCUCCGCGAUCGAUCAAGCCCGUUCGUUGCCCACAAAGAUGGAUCUGACUCCGGAUGCAAGGGCCAAUUCAAGUCCGCAAGCACCCAGAGUGAAGAGGAGGCGUUAUGAAGAACCGCCAAUCUAUGCUCAAAGAUCGGUACGCACCAAAGGGAGGAUUCCGAUGAUCCCGAACCGUUGUCCACCGAUCCCGAAGCAUGCGAGAGAUUCAACGCAAAAUCCUUUCGUGAUGCGCCAACAAAACGUUUCAGCCCAGGCUUCCGCUGCAGAUUCUCCGGUCAAACCCAAAAGCGAGACACCACCCACUAAUGGCCCUUCGGCCCCCCGGCGACCUCCAGAGCCUGCUCAGGCAGGAAGCUUAGGACCAUGGGAACCCUCUAUCUAUGGGUACAUCCCCCACGAGGAGGUUACAAAAACGGUCUGCGAUUUCUUGUUCCAGCAUGUGGUUCUAAGGAACGAUGCGACCGCGGCUCCUGCUGGUACGGCGGCAGCCGGCCAGGGAGCAAUGAUCGAGGUUGAAGCCAAGCUGGGACAGCUCGUUGACAUGGACAGGGGUGAGAGACUUCUCUUGCCUAUCUCGACCGAAGGUAUUGUGAAUAAGGAAAACACUCGCUUGCGAACUGCGUUCGAGAGCACAAUGACAAUUGCACAACAUCGGGCAAUGAAUAACUUCCUGAACGAAGCCGUGAAGAUGUCCAUGCCGCAAGCUAACCCAGGACGCAUUCCACUAUCUUACGCACACAAGAAGGAGCGAGAUACCUUUUACGAAAUAUCACCAUCAGAGCUUCCACCUGUCAUUCGACAGAAUCUUAACCCUCGCCACAAACCAAAAGUGCGAGUAACUUUAGACCAACGAACGGGUGAGGUCCUCGCAAAGAUUGUGAAAUGCCGAAUUGCCGACCUUGAUGUCUACAGCCCUCGCACAUGUGUCGAUUGGCGAAUUAGCGUCAACCUGGAAAUGAGCUACGAGGGCGAUGUUAGCCACCUCACCGUGGUAGAUCCCGGUCGUGGACGCGGCGGAGAUCGAAACAAGGAUCGUAUGAGCUAUCGACAUCUGGCAUACCAGAUCGACCUUACACAAGUGGCCAAAUCAGAACCAUCAUCCAAAGGUGAAUUCGAGCAUGAACUCGAAGUUGAAAUCUCCGCCGAUGAGAUCCGCCGUCAGGGUCAGCUCGCCAUGGCUGGCGACCCUAAGAACCAAUACGAGGAGCUUGUCAAGGGGUUUGUGGAUAAUAUUCGCAUCCUGGCACGAGCAGUGCCUCCUUAAAUCCAUUCAAUGCCCCUUAGAAUUGUUGUUGAUCGGGUUUGCAUCGCACACUACGCCGUGGAAUGUUUUUUUUUUUUUUCUCUCCCUCUUACAUAAUAUAGAACGACGACGGCCCUGAAGAUCCUAAAGGAGAACAAAUGGAUCUACGAGAGCUGCAUAUGGAAAAGAAAAGUCAAAGUUUAUAUGUUACAUUCUCUGCCGGAUUGGUUUACUUUACACCCAUAUGUUUUAAUAACCCUCUACACAUAUCCUUCUCAUGGAAAGAGAUGAUGAAUGAUGCGUCACGCCCUUUGUUUUCUCUCCGCCAGCUUUUUUCUCUCCAUACCUUUUUCACUUUUUCGUUCUUUCCUUCUCCCUCCUCCCCGUCCAUCUUUCUUGAUCUACAUCCAGCUGUUCAGAGUACAAAUGGAUUUCUCAUGGUUAGGAACAUGAUUUUCCAUUUCUCUCCCCCAUCACCUCACCCAUUCUUGUGACAUUAUUUACGACUUGUAUAAUCUACUUGAAUACAGUGCCUUGUAUCAAACAGAGGGUUUGUUAAUAUAUAUAUAUUAUGACCAAAUCCACAGCUAACUCUAAAGCCUG